CAUAACUUAUUAUAAAACAAACUAGUGUUAUAGAAGUGUAAAUGUCUUCUGAUGCAUUUGUGUUUUAUGAUUCCGUCGACUCAUUACUGGCGCGAAUAAGUCAUUCGUUGAGGGAUUCAAAUUUGGAGACAAAAGAACUUUGAUCAUGUCUAGCACGUGUAACAAAGAUAGUUCAAAGCAGAAAGAUAAAAGCAACAAUGGAAAUUACAAAAACAAUAGUAAUGGCAACCAUGGCAAAAAGCAUGCCCGUCUCUGCCCGGGAAGGGACACUUAUGAACGUAUGAACUUCCUCUAUCAAGCAUCGAUGCUGAUGUCCGAAUCGAUGCCCGCUUUGUCCGGCAGUUAUGGAAAACUAGUGAAAUCCAUCGGGAAAAAAGCUGUAUUGCGAAUAGAACCAGCGAUCAAACGUACACUGUGCACCCGAUGCGGAGUUGCCCUGAAUCCUGCCACAACGGCUAACUACAGUGAUUUCCGACACAAAAAGCUUAGUUACCUCGAAGUGGAGUGCAAGUUGUGUGGAUUCACUAAGCGCUAUUACAACAACAAAAAUCACAAAAUACGGUUGGAUGAUCCGGAAUCGGUAGUUGAAACUAUGGUAUUUGAGCAAUAAAUUCUUUCAUUCAGUAAAAAUAAAC
Messenger RNA from Topomyia yanbarensis, 635 nucleotides. RefSeq lists its product as uncharacterized. Gene Ontology annotation, biological process: tRNA processing; double-strand break repair via homologous recombination. Gene Ontology annotation, cellular component: nucleolar ribonuclease P complex; Shu complex. The transcript has 3 exons. Bases 146 to 610 code for a protein of 154 amino acids. The record is from RefSeq and is a predicted model, not a curated record. Gene Ontology annotation, molecular function: zinc ion binding. Lineage: Eukaryota; Metazoa; Arthropoda; Insecta; Diptera; Culicidae.